Molecule: messenger RNA, 2041 nt
Organism: Esox lucius (northern pike)
Lineage: Eukaryota; Metazoa; Chordata; Actinopteri; Esociformes; Esocidae
Gene: tbl2
Product: transducin beta like 2
Exons: 7
Coding region: 272-1597 (441 amino acids)
Biological process (GO): endoplasmic reticulum unfolded protein response
Cellular component (GO): endoplasmic reticulum
Molecular function (GO): protein binding
Source: RefSeq, a predicted model, not a curated record
AAUUGAAGUGUUGAUUUACGUUAGGACUCGAAGUACUCUGUUGCUGACUGAACACUAAUUUGAAUGAAUGCAUGUGUAAAAGAAGUUGCAUUAGUUGUUUUUAGUUAUCACUACACCAUUGUUAUUAUUUAAAUGCAACGAUAUUGCUAGUCGAGCGAAGUUGCAGCACAAGUCACUAGAGUCUAGUCUAAGGAGUUUGCUAGCUAACGUUUAUCGUGUGACCUGCUGUUGCAAUUCUAGCCAGUGCUAACGUGGCACAAACAAGGGGAAGAUGGAGUUUGCUGCUCUUAUUGCCUUGACCUUAUUAAUAGGAAUGCUGAUAAUUUUAGUCGCUAUCGCAGUGGGAAAGCAGAAAGGAGAAUUAAGUGGACAACUGGAGCAAAAAGAAGUUAAUUCUGUUGCUGAGGAAAAUGCAGUAAAGGCUUCCACUGCCAAGAAAACAAAACAACAACUGCGUCCUCGCAAAGAGAAAACACAGCAGCACACUUUCAGCCACCCACUGCUGGCAUCCUCUUUGAAGAGUCAUAGUGGCAAUGUGACGUCCCUGGACUUCAGCAGCAAUGGAAAAUACCUAGCCACCAGUGCUGACGACCGCACGGUCAGGAUAUGGAGCACCAAGGACUUCCUUGACAGAGACCAUAAAAGUCUGAGGGCCAACGUAGAGCUGGACCACGCCACCCUGGUCCGUUUCAGCCCUGAUUCAAGGGCCUUUAUUACUUGGCUUGCUAAUGGAGACACAAUUCGCGUAUUCAAGAUGACUAAAAAGGAGGACGGUAGCUUUACUUUCAAAGCUGCCCCUGAAGACUUCCCUCAGAAACACAAGGCCAGUGUCAUCAACAUUGGCAUCGCAGAGACUGGCAAGUUCAUUAUGAGUGCCUCCACAGACACCAACAUCCUCAUCUGGGACCUAAAAGGAGAAGUGUUGGCCUCUAUAAACACCAACCAGAUGACCAACUCCUAUGCUGCUGUAUCACCCUGUGGACGGUUUGUGGCCUCCUGUGGAUUCACUCCAGAUGUGAAAGUGUGGGAGGUGUGCUUUGGGAAAGCUGGAGAGUUCAGAGAAGUAGCCCGUGCCUUUGACCUGAAGGGCCAUUCAGCUGGGGUCCACUCCUUCGCAUUUUCUAACGACUCACGCAAAAUGGCCACGGUCUCCAAGGAUGGCACAUGGCGGCUGUGGAACACCGACGUGGAGUACAAAAAACAACAGGACCCCUACCUCCUUAAGACAGUACCUUGCCAGUCGUCGGAAGGCAGCCGCGUGGCCUUGUCGCCGGACGCCCGCGUGGUCGCCAUCUCCAAUGGCUGCAACGUGGCCAUGUACAGCACCUCCACGGGUCAGCUGGAGGAGGAGUUCCACGGAGUUCACAGCGAGGAGAUCACUGACCUGAGGUUUGAUAUUAAUAGCCGCUACUUGGUGUGCAGCGGGGACCGGGCUGUCCGUGUGUUCCACAACGCACCCGGCUACCGGGCGGCCAUCCAGGACAUGCAGGCCAUGCUGAAGAAGGCUCAGAAUGAGGGCAUGAAACAGAGGCUACAGCAGCAGAUAGAGGAGGCGCAGAGUGCACUGGACACUAUUCUCACAGCACCCAAGGACUGAAGAACUUAAGACCGACCGGGAUGGAUAUGUAGGCCCCUUUUACUAUGUCUGCCAUCUUUCUUUCUCUGUCCCAUUCUCGCACACUGCCUGUACAUGGAAUGGCCUGCAAUUCGACUCCUGGGUAAAUUUAUUUUAAUUGAAUAACUGUGGAACCAUCUGUUUUGAUUUCUGCAACACCUUCCAUACAUAUGUGUCCAUGUUAGAAGUAUUGAGAAUGUGACUUUUUCAGACCUGAAUGCCAAAACAUUCAAGAUAUAAAGGUAUUCAGAUCUGACCCAGUUCUGACAGUUUUUUUACUUUUCACUCACUGAUUUUAAUUGUUAAUUCUUAGAUGUUAUAGCUCAGACCCUACUUCAAGGUUUUUUCUGUUGUGCCCACUAGCAGUUGAGAGAGAAUGCUCUUGAAUAUCAAUCAGAUUUAUUCAAUAAAGCCCUUUUUACAUGA